Messenger RNA from Glycine soja, 775 nucleotides. Its product is annotated as elongin-C-like. NCBI's taxonomy places the organism in Eukaryota, Viridiplantae, Streptophyta, Magnoliopsida, Fabales, Fabaceae. Gene Ontology annotation, biological process: ubiquitin-dependent protein catabolic process. Gene Ontology annotation, cellular component: elongin complex. The coding region runs from base 153 to 449 and encodes 98 amino acids. The transcript is spliced from 4 exons. Gene Ontology annotation, molecular function: protein-macromolecule adaptor activity. The record is from RefSeq and is a predicted model, not a curated record.
AAACAAUGAGUUUUAAAACGAAAAAAAAAAAAGAAAAAGAAAAACGAUAUCGGUUAGGUUAGGUUCCAAUUUGAUUUGAUUUGAUUUGAUUCGUUACUUAUUAGCAACGAGAAGGAGAGGAGGGGUUUGCGUGUGUGAGAGAGAAUCAGAAGAUGAAGAAAGAAGACACAGUGAAGCUGAUCAGUUCCGAAGGUUUCGAAUUUGUGGUCGACAAAGAAGCUGCAAUAGUUUCACAGACCAUACAUAACAUGCUUACUUCUCCAGGGAGUUUCGCUGAGAGGCAGCACGGCGAAGUUACCUUUCCUGAGAUCAGCACCACCAUUCUCGAGAAGAUUUGCCAGUACUUUUAUUGGCAUCUCCAAUUCGCCAGUGGGAAGGAGACGGAAUUUCCCAUUGAACCUGAAUUAACUCUGGAGCUAAUGAUGGCCGCCAAUUACCUCCAUACAUAAGCAUUUUGACUUCCCCAAGGGUGAUAGUUCUUCGUCCUCAUAAUGGAACUAUUGCUUAGUUGUGCAUUCAAAGGGAAAUCAGCGUAUUAUUGUUGACAUUGAAACUGUGCCCUUGCAAAACUCUGAUGUACGAGUGGCUCUAAGAUGCCGUCGGUUGAUGUUUCUUUAUAAAUCAACUGGUUAACAAAAUAUGCUAAUUUAACGGGAACAUUACCAUCUCCCGAUAAGUUAAAUCAUAAUAUGCUCUUGUAAUGUCCAUAAUAACAAUAUAGACUUUGUUAUCCAAACAUGGAAAGGAAAUUCGCUCAACGAUCUUCUGAUGAAUA